AUGAGCCGGUACAGUCUGGAAAGCUUCGGCAUGACCAAACGCGUCAACCUCAACGCGCUGCCAACGCUCGAGGGCCGGUACCGCCUCGCCCACGCCAUAGCCGACGGCCUCCUGUCGCUGCUGAGCGUCUCCUGGGUCCACAAGAGCUUCUGCAGCUGGAACAUCCUCCUCUUCCGCUCCCGCAUCGGCCACGGCGCCAUCGACUUUGCGCAGCCCCUGAUCGUCGGCUUUGGCGUCGCGCGCCACGAAAAGCCGGGCGAAGUCACCAUUGACACGCGCGAUCUCGACUCCCCGCUCCGUCUGUGGCAGCACCCGGAUCUGCGCGGCAGCACCCACGUGCGGUUUCAGCCAAAGCACGACAUCUACUCGCUCGGGUUGGUGCUCUUUGAGAUUGCCAUGUGGCAAGACUUGCCGAGCUUUGACAGGCGCGAGGAUCUGCAGACUAUCCAGUAUUCCGUCUCAUUGCCUUAUCUUUCUUUAGCUCUCACCCGUUUCCCGUUUCCUCGCCCUCGUCCGCUGUGUCAUCGUCACUGGGCUCCCCCCAAGCUUCACGACCAUGUGAAGAUUCUGGUCCUGCAGAUGGGCCAGAGCGGACUCGAUCGUGCCUCCGCGCGUCUUCUCCGCAAGAAUUCGAGGCAUGGAAUCUCUUCUCAGCGUCACCGUCCCACCGAAAUGUUUGAGUACCCGACAAGUAGCCAGAUCCCCGCCGCGCAACGCAUAGACACCAUGGAGAACAAUUUCGACGGAACCUCAAGAUGUCAAUCCUGA
Microdochium trichocladiopsis is the source of this 768-nucleotide messenger RNA. RefSeq lists its product as uncharacterized. The transcript is spliced from 2 exons. Bases 1 to 768 code for a protein of 255 amino acids. Gene Ontology annotation, biological process: protein phosphorylation. Gene Ontology annotation, molecular function: ATP binding; protein kinase activity. The record is from RefSeq and is a predicted model, not a curated record. NCBI's taxonomy places the organism in Eukaryota, Fungi, Ascomycota, Sordariomycetes, Xylariales, Microdochiaceae.